Messenger RNA from Uranotaenia lowii, 1896 nucleotides. RefSeq names its product cytosol aminopeptidase-like. The record is from RefSeq and is a predicted model, not a curated record. NCBI's taxonomy places the organism in Eukaryota, Metazoa, Arthropoda, Insecta, Diptera, Culicidae. The transcript has 2 exons. Gene Ontology annotation, cellular component: cytoplasm. Gene Ontology annotation, molecular function: manganese ion binding; metalloaminopeptidase activity. Gene Ontology annotation, biological process: proteolysis. The coding region runs from base 167 to 1783 and encodes 538 amino acids.
ACAAAGCAAUCGUAAAUUUGUCUGCUGGAGAAGAGUCAUUUCUCAGGAGCACCUAGCACACGCCAGUCAAAAUUUUGUUCCUGUUAAGAUUUUCCGGUACCAGACAUACCAGAACUGACCAAAAUUUUUCAAAUACCAUUCCCUGCGCAGCGGCCCCGAUACCACCAUGAGCUAUUAUCGAAUGCUACGGAGAAGUCCUUUUAAAAAAAUCAGUAAAAUCUCCGAAUUCCAACUCCGUCGUUUUGGCUCGCAAAUGGUUACAGGUGCGGAAAAAUGUUCUAACCCACCUUCUCGAGGACUAGUUCUAGGAGUGUAUGCCGAUUCCAAAAACCCGGAGGAUUUGGGACAAUUAACUCCCAGUGCUGCCCGAUAUAACGAGACCUACACGAACGGAGCCCUGAUGGAUAUUCUCCGGAUUGCUGGUCCAAUGCCUCGGUUAGGAGAAGCACGAGUGUUCUUUAAUUUGGAACCUACUUACUCAGCGGUGGCAGUAUGUGGACUCGGAACCGAAUGUCUUGGAUAUAACAAACCGGAGCAACUGGAUGAGUCGAAAGAAGCUAUACGAAUUGCCGCCGCAUCUGGAAGUCGAGCUUUGCAAGCACUUAGAACAGCUCGUAUCUACGUCGAAGAUUUUGGUCACUCAGAGUCAGCAGCAGAGGGUGCCCACAUGGCGUUGUGGGUGAACCAAGAGUUUCGAAGUCUUCAUCUACGAAAACAUAUACCUGCACUGCAACUUUACUAUGAUCCACUUUUACCAUGUGAUUCUAAUGGUUGGAAGAUUGGACUGGCCAAAGCAGAAGCGCAAAACUUAGCCAGACAACUUCAGGAAGCUCCUGCCAACCAUAUGACACCCACCACUUUCGCUCAAAAUGUCGUACAGAUCUUAUGUAACUCUGGUGUCAAUGUUGAAGUCAAAGUUAGAAGCUGGGCCGAAAGUAUGGGAAUGAGCUCGUUUCUAACAAUUGCUAAAGGUUCCUGCGAACCGCCAAUCUUUUUGGAACUCAGUUACUAUGGCACCAAUCCGAAAGAACGACCUAUCGUGCUUAUUGGACAAGGAAAUACCUUUGAUAGUGGUGGUAUCUGCGCUAAACGACUGCACGCUUUAACUGACAUGCGAGGAGAUAUGGCCGGAGCAGCUUGCGUGGUUGCCACUUGCCGUGCGAUUGCUGCCCUGAAACUUCCCGUUAAUAUUAGAGCUUUGAUUCCACUAUGUGAGCACAUGAUCGGUUGCAAUGCUAUGAAGCCCGGGGAUGUGGUUAAAGUGAAAAACGGCAAGACCAUUGAAAUUGUUGAUACAGAUUAUGAAGGUCCAAUGGUGUUGGUUGACGCACUUCUUUACUCGGAAAACUUUGGACCAAAAUACACGGUAGAUGUAUCCACUCUGUCUAACCAUGUCACCAAAGGUUUGGGAAAAGUUUGCAGCGCUGUGUUUACCAACUCAGAAGAUCUUUGGAAACGAAUAAAGUAUGCCGGGGUUCACACGGGCGAUCGAGUAUGGAGAAUGCCCCUCUGGAACUACUUCACCCAGCAAAUGUGUUCCGUUGAGCAUGUGGAUAUACAGAAUUACGGUCGUGGUGUUGGCGGAGAAGCAUGCAAAGCAGCGGCCUUCUUACGAGAAUUCCUUCCCUGCGGUCCCUGGUUACACAUAGAGGCGUACAAUGUGAUGACCACUCAUGGGGACGACUAUCCAUACCUUAGAAAGGGAAUGGCGGGGCGACCGACUCGAACGUUAAUAGAGUUCAUUGCACAGGCGUGCUGCAAGGAUCAGGAUAAACGCUCUUAAUAGUAUUUGUUAGGUCCACAUCUUCUAUGGAAAUUCGUUUGUAGUAAUUUAUUUUCUGCUAAUUUAUUUUUCAAAGGUUCUACUCUGGCUUAAUAAAAUUUAUAAGUAAAAUA